CGGGGAGAACAUGCAAACUCCACACAGGUGGGACCGGUAUUUGAACCCUGGUCCUCAGAAUUGUGAGGCAGACGCUCUAACCAGUCUUCUCCAUUGGCUCCUCUCCAAUACCUAAUACGUUUUCCGGAGAAGAAGUAACAACUGGCUCUCUCCUUCACAUAACUUCUGCUUUUCAGGGUUCUAAGAGGGGAGGUAGGAGAUGUCAGUUCAAAGAAAAAAAAAUACUCAACUUUGUGACGCCAGCCUCACAACUUCAGGCCCAUAACAAAUUGUGGGGGCUCGUCCGGGAUCUCUCUUCACCAUGAGCAUCGGAGCAGCAGAUAGCAGAGAUAACCAGAAUCACAUAACUGAAGCGACGAGACAGAAGGAAAUCAGAGGGUGUCCAGGAAGGGAGGUUGAGGCAUAAAAGGGGCUUCACUUCACUGGGAGCCACUCUCCUGAUCCAGUGGUCAAGGCACGCGAUCACCACAGGCUGGGAACUCGCAACCUGGGGUCUUCAGACACCCAGCCCAGAGGUUACCCAUUGACAUACGCAUCAUCAAUAACAUUGUGGAAUCAUUGAGGUGAGGACAGAACUACACCAUGUCAACAGCACGAAGAGAGUUAGUGUGGAGCAUCAAGCAGCUACUAUUUAGACUCUCAAGUUAGUUACCUUUCUCACUUGGCAAAAGACAUUUCAAUUAACUCUCCACAUGAUGGGGACUUAAACUUGAAUGAUGAGGAAAGUUGUAUUGAAUAUGUGCUCUCUUUGAGUGUGAAACCAUGGUAAAAGUUGAAGACAAAGGGGCGAGUCAAUUAUUGGUUUUAAAAGAUUGGAUUGGUAAACUAAUUAAUGGUGGUGUCUCAGUAAUAUUUCAUUGGUGCGCCUAUGGGAGAAUGCAUGUCAUAUAAAACUCAUCACAGUUCAGAUAUGCUUCUAAAUGCUGAGUCACAACCUCAUCCUCACCGUGAACACACCGACACGCAGUCACAACACAAUCUCAAUACAGGUUAAUUUGCUACAGGGCAGAUGGUAGAAGAGGUGAGACAGUUAUGUAACAAGCUGAGUGACAAGUUACGGCAGUGUACACCCACAGCAAUUCUGUCAACUGUCACUGAUCUGCACCAAAGUGAAGCAAGGCAACAGCACACAUCACAAGAGGCAACCAGAGGGGUCAGUAUACCAAAGAGACCUUUCCUACCUACAACGCAGAAAUUUUAAAGUGCACGGUGGACAGAUUGUGGACCAGAACUCAGAUUUAAGUUAGAACAACAUCAGUAGACAAAUGGACGAGGGAGUUAAAGUAGGGUUUGCAGAGGUGGUCAGAGGUGUGCUAAGGAUCAUCAAACUGGGGGCCUUUAGAGACAUCCUUGUGAACAAGGACGAACUGACGGUUCUUGAACUCAAAGGUUUCCUCAGAUCCCACCUAGGGGAGAAAGCAACGACAGAGAUGUUCCAGGAAUUGAUGUGCCCCAAGCAAGCAGAUCAAGCCUCAGUAGUUCCUGUACCGUAUAAUGGGGCUAAAACAGAAGCUUAUCCUUCAGUCCCAACAGGCUAGUGUAGACAUCUCCUACAAUCCUAAGACCAUCCAAGAAACCUUUCUCCACACAAUUUAUCAGGGAUUAGGGACAAAGCAUACUGACGUUCGACAAAGGUUAAGACAUCUCACCUCGAACAGCCAAGUCACUGAUGAAGAAAUACUCCGUCACAUGACAAUGAUAAAUGAAGAGAAUGAAUACCAACGCCGAGUUGGACAAAAUUUGCGCCAAAAGACAACUCAAGUACACAGUGCUAAUGUUGAUACGGGGGGCAGUUACCACACUGACAGUUCAAGGGAUACAAAAGCCGAUAACAAAGCCCUUCCAACAAUUCAGUAACUCAGCGCACAAGUACAGACUCUGACACACAUGAUGGCAUCAUUAGUUGAUCAACAGGCGAAAAACUCAUCACUGUCUCAUCCUCCAUUUACUUAAGGUCACAAUCAACCAAACUCUAUCCAUCCAGCGACUUCAGGUCACAGUCAACCAAAGCCUAUCGGUCAACAACGACCCAACAAGUUCCUCCAACCACAGUUGUGACUACCCCCUACCCAAGUGAGAGUUAGGACAUAUCAUUGUACAGAAUGCAGUGACCAGGACAUUCCUGGAUGCAGGCAUUGUUUUGUGUGUGGAGAAGCUGGGCAUAGAGCAGUGGGAUUCUUGAGAAGGAGCAAGAUGUACACCCACGGACUAAGACGAAUAAAAUUUUGUGUAAAGCACCUUUAGUUGUAAAGAAGACUCUACUGUUGUUUGAUUGGUGGUUACUCAGAAACUGCGUUGCUUGAUUCAGGGUCACAAGUGACUAUCAUUGACCAGCGAUGGGCUGAGACUUACAUCCCCAACCACACAGUGAGGGCCCUUUCUGAGCUUGUCGAAGGAGAACUGGGCAUCUUCGUAGUCAUUGGCCAUGAAAUCCCAUAUAGUGCGUGGGUCGAUCUGACCAUCAAUUUGGCUGGAAAUGAGGAUCCUAAUCUCACCAUACAGAGACACCUUUCCAAGUCAGUCAAGCACCGUGGCCUCAGCCCCUGGUUAUGUGCCAAUGUGCGUAACACGCGCCCCUGAUCAGCUUUCUCCACCACGUUUUCGUCCUUUUCCAGCGGAUACACCAAUGUGCGAUCAUUUGUUGCAGAUAAUCGAAAAAUGAAAAUGUUUCCUUCAUAAUGGAUUUAAGAUUCGUAUUCAGCAUAAAAACUGUAUAAUAUUAGCAAAAAGGUGCAUUGCGGUUCUUCCAUUCCCUUUAGUGAUACCUUGUCAGACUACUACAGACUUCACAGACAACUUUGCGUCCAAAACAGUCCGGAUGGUUCUUUUCCUCUUUGGCUCAGAGGACACGACACCCACAAUUUCCUGAAAUAAUUUAAAAUGUAGACUUGACGUACUACAGAACACUUUACCACUUUACAUCGGUCCAUCUUAGAUGAGAUCACGCUCAAAGAACCCGGCGACAUUUCAGGGAUGAACAACUAUUGCUUUGCACCAUACAAUUUGAAGUUACAUUAAGUGACCCUUGUGAGGAUAAGCGGCUUGAAAAAUUGACUUACAGAUGUAGUGGCGAACUGUAUUAACUGUAUUUAUUUGGUUUUCUGAAGUGUUCCUGAGCCCAUGUGUUGAUAUCCUUUACAUAUUGAUGUCAUAUUUUGAUGCGGUGCCGCCUGAAGGAUCAAAGGUCACAGGCAUUCAAUGUUGGUUUUCAGCCUUGCCGCUUGCAUGCAGUGAUUCCCUGAACCUUUUGAGGAGAUGGACCGUUGACGUUGAAAUCCCCAAUUUCCUUGCAAUUGUAUAUUGAGGAACAUUGUCCUUAAAUUGUUUUGAUAUUUUCUCAGGCACUUGUUCACAAAGAUGUGAACCCAUCUGUCUUUUUGCACAAUCUUCGUUAGUUUUCGGCACUUCUUCUGGGCGGGCGGACAAGAGAUCUCAACUGGGAACCAAAAUGUUUUCAUUGAAACGAUUCUGGGAGAACUGGAACAUCUGUCCUGGUUCCACUCGGUUGUCGAUGCCCAACCCUAACACUACAGCCGUUUGAGCAUUCUUUUUUAUAUUGUAGUUUACAAAUGCAAUGAUCUGAUUAAACUUUUAUUGAUACUGUAUUUGAUUUUCAACAACUGUUAACAUUUUGGUAUUGGAUUCAUGAGUGAAUUAAAAACUGGUUUCAUCUACAAUCAUGUGGACUGAAUAGUUGAUGCAGUGAACUAAACAAAUCGGUGGAACUCCCGUUGGCUCCAAAGUUCAAAGACACAAAACCAACAAAGCUGAGCCGUAUUUGGGUAGUUUACACAUGAAAGUGUUUAUGGGUUUCAAGUCCAGUUUUGACCUUUGUUCAGAUCAGAAUAAAAAUGGCGACAACAAGCAGACACUCUGAGACACUCUUCUUCCUCGGGCUUCUUGUGGCUUGUAUCCCAUCAUGCAUUGGGAUUCCUGAAGGCAACAUCAGAGUGACAAGGUUCCCAAAAGCAAUGAGGAAAAAGGUAUUGCCGAAAGUGUUGCUGGCCAGCUGCCACGACCGAGCAUGUCAAAAUACUGUUGAAACAGGCAUGUUUUUGGGGAGAUCUGACGCAAGCGUUUUCCUUCAUCGAACUCGUCGAGCCAACUUCUUCUUGGAAGAGCUGAAACAAGGCAACCUGGAGCGGGAAUGCCUUGAGGAGAAAUGUUCCUAUGAGGAGGCCAAGGAGAUCUUCGCUCUGCCGCAGCAGCUGGAGGUCUUCUGGAGAAUGUACACAGCCGAGGAUCACUGCCACUCGUCUCCCUGUAAGAACGGCGGCACUUGCACUCGUAAGAUCAAUACUUUUGUCUGUCAGUGUCCAGUUGGAUUCCAUGGAUCCACCUGUGACAAAGUGCGCUUGACCAGCAAUGGAUGUCGCUACAGGAAUGGAGGUUGUGAACAUUUCUGCAGAGAGUUUCCCGACCGGACAUAUACUUGUUUCUGUGCUCCCGGAUAUCGUUUGGAUCAGGACAACAGUACCUGUAGUCCACAAGACCCUGUACCCUGUGGACGACCAAUGGUCUAUUUUGCCCCAAGAGUUGUCAACGGAGAGAUCUGUCCCAAAGGACAUUGUCCCUGGCAGGCUCUCCUCACUGAGAACCACCAACAUACCUGUGGCGGCAUUGUCCUGUCUGAUCAAUGGAUUCUGACUGCAGCUCACUGCGUGUUGAAGAAACCAUGCAACAUCUUCCAUGUUGUCGUGGGUGAACAUGACCUCGAGGAAGAUGAGAGGACUGAGCAGAAGCGCCGCGUGUCUAAAGUCCUGAUCCACCGUGGUUACAACCAGUCAAGCCACGACAGUGACCUGGCCAUGCUGAAGCUUCACCGUCCCAUCAAACUAGGACGCUACGUCGUCCCUAUUUGUCUUCCAGCUAAGAACAGCUCAUUCAGCCGCACCCUGGCAGCCAUUCGACAAAACGUUGUGUCGGGGUGGGGUCGCCUGUCACUGCGUGGAUCCACUGCCAGAUUGCUCCAGCGCCUGACGCUACCGCGAGUCCCGCUGCAAGAGUGUCGCCUGCAUACCAAACUCAAUAUCACCCGAAACAUGCUAUGUGCCGGGUUACAAAAGGGCGGCCAGGACGCAUGCAAAGGUGACAGCGGUGGACCACUGGUGACCCGCUACAAGAAAACCUGGUUUCUGACUGGUGUUGUGAGCUGGGGGAACGGCUGCGCUGACAACAACAUGUAUGGAAUUUACACCAAAGUCAGCAACUACCUGGACUGGAUCCAGCAUCAAAUGUCCAGAUGGUGAAAGCAAAAAGACCUUGGGAUUUGCCAAAUGACAGCUUCAUUAUAUAUUAUUCGUUGGUUUUCCCUGUUGACUUCAUUUCAUCAUUGUUAAUAAACAUGUUUUUUUCCCUGCUGGUAAUCAUACAUCCAUUAUCUGAGCUGGUUAUCCUUACAAGGGUCGCGGGAGUGCUGGAGCCAAUCCCAGCUGUCAUCGGUCAGGAGGCAGGGCACACCCUGAACUGGUUGCCACCCAAUCGCAGGGCAAAGUUGAGAAGUCAAAAUCUUCAAUGGUAAGGGAGAGGGAUAGUGCCCAUGGCAUGGGCAACGAAUACAUCUGUGGAGGUUAUAGGUAGAGGGCGACAUAUGUUGCAAGGUCUUUUUUUUCCCCCGAUAUGUCCUUGUUUAUUUCAGUGAGACUGUCAACCCACAUUCUGCAUGGGUUACAGCAGCGUGACUUAAUUUAAAUUGUAGAAAAAAAGUGGGAGUACUAGACUGACCUGCCAACAAUCCAGACCUGUCUUCCAUUGCCCUUUUCAUACGUUAAAAAAUGGAAACUAAAGUGCUUCAUUGAGAGAAAAACUAGACUUUACACCGAUUUUUUUGCGGCCUGAUAAUUGGCAUGUUAUGCUGAUUGGUUUUCAUGUCAGAAUUUGCCGAUCCGAUCAAUUAUGUCAUUGAAUGACUCCGCAAAAGACAUUUACUGUACUGUAUGUCGCCAUCGUGCACAAUAUACCUGAAUCCAAA
Messenger RNA from Syngnathoides biaculeatus (alligator pipefish), 5971 nucleotides. RefSeq names its product coagulation factor VII, like (gene f7l). Bases 3852 to 5249 code for a protein of 465 amino acids. The record is from RefSeq and is a predicted model, not a curated record. Gene Ontology annotation, biological process: blood coagulation; proteolysis. Gene Ontology annotation, molecular function: calcium ion binding; serine-type endopeptidase activity. Gene Ontology annotation, cellular component: extracellular region. The transcript has 10 exons. Lineage: Eukaryota; Metazoa; Chordata; Actinopteri; Syngnathiformes; Syngnathidae.